Molecule: messenger RNA, 3220 nt
Organism: Poecile atricapillus (Black-capped chickadee)
Lineage: Eukaryota; Metazoa; Chordata; Aves; Passeriformes; Paridae
Gene: EVI5L
Product: ecotropic viral integration site 5 like
Exons: 20
Coding region: 173-2389 (738 amino acids)
Source: RefSeq, a predicted model, not a curated record
CUGAUUGAGCGCGGGGCGGCCCCGCUGUCAGUCAGCGCCGGCCGGGGCGGCGGCGGCUCCGCGAUGGCGGCGAGCGCGGGGCUCCCGCUGAGGGGGGAACGGCGCGGAGCCCCCCCGAGGUGGCGGCCGGGGGUCGCCAUGGCCACGGAGCGCAGGUGAGCCCAGGCCGGCCAUGGCCUCUCCGGCCGCCAGCCCGGACUCCUCGUCCCACGAGGGGCCCUCGGCCCCCGGAGGGUCCCCAACGUCCGACUCGGAGAACCUGAGCCCGGACGAGCUGGAGCUGCUGGCCAAGCUGGAGGAGCAGAACCGGCUGCUGGAGGCCGACUCCAAGUCGAUGCGCUCGGUGAACGGCUCGCGGCGCAACAGCGGCUCCUCGCUGGUGUCCAGCUCCUCGGCCUCGUCCAACCUCAGCCACCUGGAGGAGGACACCUGGAUCCUCUGGGGCCGCAUCGUCAACGAGUGGGAUGAGUGGAGGAAGAAGAAGGAGAAGCUGCUCAAGGAGCUGAUCCGGAAGGGGAUCCCGCACCAUUUCCGGGCCAUCGUGUGGCAGCUGCUGUGCAGCGCGGCCGAGCUGCCGCUCAAGGCGCAGUACUCGGAGCUGCUGCGGAUGUCGUCGCCCUGCGAGCGCCUGAUCCGCCGCGACAUCGCCCGCACCUACCCCGAGCACGACUUCUUCAAGGGCCAGGACAGCCUGGGCCAGGAGGUGCUCUUCAAUGUCAUGAAGGCCUAUUCCCUGGUGGAUCGGGAGGUCGGAUAUUGCCAGGGCAGCGCCUUCAUCGUGGGACUGCUGCUGAUGCAGAUGCCGGAGGAGGAGGCGUUCAGCGUCUUCGUGCGGCUGAUGCAGGAGUACCGGCUGCGCGAGCUCUUCAAGCCCAGCAUGGCCGAGCUGGGGCUCUGCAUUUACCAGUUCGAGUUCCUGCUGCAGGAGCAGCUGCCGGAGCUGAACGUGCACUUCCGCUCGCAGAGCUUCCUCACCUCCAUGUACGCCUCCUCCUGGUUCCUCACGCUCUUCCUCACCACCUUCCCCCUGCCCGUGGCCACGCGCGUCUUCGACAUCUUCAUGUACGAGGGGCUGGAGAUCGUGUUCCGUGUGGGGAUGGCCCUGCUCCAGUUCAACCAGGCCGAGCUGGUCCAGCUGGACAUGGAGGGGAUGUCCCAGUACUUCCAGAAGGUGAUCCCGCACCAGUUUGACUCGUGCCCGGACAAGCUCAUCCUGCGCGCCUGCCAGGUCAAGUACAACCCCAGGAAGAUGAAGAGGCUGGAGAAGGAAUACGCCGCCCUCAAGAGCAAGGAGAUGGAGGAGCAGAUCGAGAUCAAGCGGCUCCGCUCUGAGAACCGCCUGCUGAAGCAGCGCAUCGAGACCCUGGAGAAGGAGAGCGCGGCCCUGGCCGAUCGCCUCAUCCAGGGCCAGGUGACACGAGCACAGGAGGCUGAGGAGAACGACGUCAUCCGGCGGGAGCUGGCACUGGUGCGGCAACGCUGCAGCUCGGCCACCGAGAGCCUGAGACGGGCACAGAGCACCAUCAGAGAGCUGCAGGGUAACCCCCGGCUGACCGAGGAGUUCGUGGCACACCUGGAGACGGAGCUGGAGCGGUCGCGGCUGCGCGAGAGCGAAACCCUGGGCGCCCUCAAGGAGAUGCAGGACAAGGUCCUGGACAUGGAGAAGCGCCAGCCGCUGCUGCCGGACGAGUCCAGCGUGGUUCGGCUGCAGGAGGAGCUGCAGGAGCUGGCCCUGAGUGACCUGGGGGACACCUGGCAGGUGUGUCCCCAGGUGUGCGGGGGCCGCUGGAAGGAGCCGCGGGCGCUGCACGAGGCCGUGCUGGGGGUGCAGCUGCGCGAGAGCCAGGCCCAGGCGGAGCUGAGGGCGCUGAGACAGCGCGUGCUGCACCUGGAGACACAGGUGAGCAACUGGGAUGGACUGGGAUGGACUGGGACAGUGUGUGCUGCACCUGGAGACACAGGGCCGGAUCCAGCGCUCGGUGCUGGGCCGUGCCGAGCAGGCCUGUGCCGGGCUGAGGGAGCAGCUCCGCGCCGCGGCCGCCCAGAGCCAGGGGCUGCAGGCCCAGCUGAGCGAGAGCCACCGCAAACACGCCGAGGCGCAGUGCAAGAGCAAGGAGGAGGUGAUGGCCGUGCGGCUGCGCGAGGCCGACAGCAUGGCCGCCCUGGCCGAGAUGCGCCAGCGCGUGGCCGAGCUGGAGAUCCAGCGGGAGGAGGGACGGCUGCAGGGCCAGCUGGAGCACUCGGACGCCGCGCAGUACAUCCGGCACCUGCGGGGCCACAUCAGCGAGCUCAAGGCCGAGAUCCGGCUGCUGCGGGGGCCGCUGUCCUUUGGCGCGGUGGCCUUGGGGACACGCCUGGGGGACGAGGACUCGCUGGGCUCAUCGGAUGAGGAGCUGCCACCGCCCUUCGCCCUGACCCCGGGGGACAUCGGGGACAUCGGGGACAGCAGUGACAGCGAGCCUGAGGUGACAGCCCCAGCACAGUGACCCCAGGGGACACCGGGGACUGCCCGAGGUGGCACCAACAGCGCCGUGACCCACAAGGGACACCAGGGACAUCGGGGACAGGCCGGGGCCACCCCAGGGACCCUCAGGGACAUCGUGGGGACCUGCCAGGCCCAGCCCAGGGACACCGGGGGACAAUGGCACACCUGUGGCACAUCCCAGGUCCCUGUGGCACUUUGGGGACACCUGUGACAAGCAGGGGACAUCAAGGGGCACCUGCGAGACACGGGGGACACUGUGGGACGUGCAGGGGACACUGAGGGACAGCGAGAUCCCGGGAUCCCAGAGCCGGCGCCCUCCUGGCUGCUGUGGGACCCCCGAGGACGGGACCGGUUUGCCCUGGACCCCCUGGAUGGAUCCCGGAUCCCAAACGGAUCCCAAACCCCUCCCCAAAUGGAUCCCGGACUCUGAACCCCCUCCUGGAUGGAUCCCGGAUCCCCAAACGGAUCCCAACCCCCUCUGGACUGCUCGGAUGGACCCCAGACCCCCCUGGGCCCCCCAAACGGAUCCUGGGCCCCUCUGGACUGAUCUCCUGGACAGAUCCCGGACUCUGAACCCCCCUGGGCCCCCCGAGCGGAUCCCGAACCCCUCUGGACCCCCCGGAUGGAUCCCAGAUCCCAAACGGAUCCCCCAGACAGAUCCGGGACCGGGACAAUUCUGGGGACACCCCCCACACCCCCCCCCCCGCUGUACAGAAAUACAGGAUCCCAAAAAGC